AUGCAUAGCGAGACACCCUACUGCGUUACUUGGACGUAUACAUCAGACCAGGUGGCGGAUUAUGGGUGCGCGACAAGCCCCCUUGGGGUCCUCACCGUAGAGCAGUUUGCGAGCGACACAGAGUCGAUCUACUCUAUCACGCUACCAACGCUCUCUGGUCUCGCUGUUACAGGCUGGGACAGCGAGACUUCAUCAGUCGACAGCGAUGUGACGACCGACUUCUCCAGCACGAGUAUUGAUCCAUCCGAUCCUGAAGCGACCACCCCGGUACCUGGUAGCAAUGGCAGCAACGACAACACGCCCAAGCCCAAGACAACGAAGAAGUCCACACCCGUCGGCGUGAUCGCUGGUGCCGUAGUUGGAGGACUUGUCGUUCUCUUUCUCAUUGGCGCCGCCAUCAUCUUCUUCUGUGUCAAGCGCCGCAAGGCCAAGCAGCUUGCCAACAAUCAGACCAUCAUCGCCGCGCAGCAAGCUCAACCUCAUCAAUCCGAAUACAAGCCGGUUGUUCAAUCUCCUCCAAUGCCGAUGCAGUCUCCACCACCCCAAGGCACCGGCUACUUCACCCCACAGGACCAGAAGACCAAUUAUCAACCCCUGAAUCAGGUUCACAACCAGGGGCCGCAAUCUCCUGUGCUAUCGAAUCCUCCUACGCCGGCGCCACCGUACAUGCACCCGUACUAUGCAGCACCAAAUGCACCGCCCCUGCCUGCGGAAGGAUCAGCUCAGUACCCAGCAGCCAGGGAAGGAACAUAUGAAGUCGAUGCUAUUACGGCGUCGCAUGCAAGACCCGCGCAACAACCAAAUACAUUUGAGAUGGGAACUGGGAAGUAA
This is a messenger RNA of Didymosphaeria variabile, 831 nucleotides long. RefSeq lists its product as uncharacterized. The transcript has 2 exons. The record is from RefSeq and is a predicted model, not a curated record. Bases 1 to 831 code for a protein of 276 amino acids. NCBI's taxonomy places the organism in Eukaryota, Fungi, Ascomycota, Dothideomycetes, Pleosporales, Didymosphaeriaceae.